UACCAUCACCAUCCCCAUAAUCAUUUUGACUCUCCAUCAUCACUCUCUCUCACUCAAUCCCUCUGCUACAAUCACCACUCACUCACUCAUCUCUGCAAUUGGAGUGAGAGAGAGAGAGAGAGAGACUCACACACUCCGCACAGGCUCCAUGGGCAUGGCUUUCAAUCUUUACAUUUCCCAUUUUACCCCUACCAUCAUAACCUUUUUACUCCUCUUCACCCCUCCCUCCAUUUCAGCGCUAAACAUCACAGAACUACUCUCUCCUUACCCAAAUCUCUCCGUUUUUUCUGCGCUUCUCUCCAACACCGCCGUAGCCAAUGACCUUUCCCACCGCUCCUCUCUCACUCUUCUUACGGUACCUAACUCCUACUUAACUUCCCCAUCCUCCGUGGACCUCACGCACCGCCUCUCCCCUUUCUCACUUGCCGACCUCCUCCGUUACCACGUACUCCUCCAAUUCUUUUCCUGGUCGGACCUCCAGCAGAUCUCUCCCUCCGGAAUUCUCGUCACUACACUUUUCCAAACGACGGGUCGGGCAUCCUCCAAUUUCGGGUCAGUAAACAUAAGCCAUAACCCGACAACGGAGACAAUAACACUUCACUCACCGGCUCCUUACUCGCCCUCAAACGCCACCGUUUUAUCGCUGGUCAAAACCCUGCCUUACAACAUCACGAUCUUAUCUGUUAACUCUCUCGUCAUCCCGUACGGCUUCGAUCUUAUGGCGUCCGAGAGUCGUCCUCCGCUAGGAUUAAAUAUUACUAAGGCCUUAAUUGACGGCCACAAUUUUAAUGUCGCGGCGUCAAUGUUGUCGGCCUCCGGCGUAGUUGAAGAAUUCGAGGCCGACGAGGGCGGUGCUGGAAUCACCCUAUUUGUUCCCAGUGAUAUCGCAUUUGCAGAUCUACCUAAUAAUGUGAAGCUUCAAUCUCUUCCGGCUGAUAAAAAAGCUGUAGUCUUGAAAUUUCAUGUCUUGCAUUCGUAUUAUCCGUUAGGUUCACUGGAGUCGAUUGUGAACCCGGUUCAGCCGACAUUAGCCACGGAGGAUAUGGGAGCUGGUAGAUUUACUUUAAAUAUAUCUCGAGUGAACGGUUCGGUCGCUAUUGACACUGGCCUUGUUCAAGCAUCCGUGACACAAACAGUUUUUGAUCAGAAUCCAGUGGCCAUUUUCGGAGUAUCGAAAGUAUUGUUGCCAAGGGAGAUUUUCGGUAAAGAAUCUGCGGUUUCAGGGAAGCCUGAGAAUGAAGUGAUGGGGAAUGCUCCGGCGCCGGAUGUUUCACCUUCGCCGGGAUUCGAUGGGCCCUCUUCGCAUUUGUUGUCGCCUCCUGGCUUUCGCGAGGACGUUAAAUCAGGACCUGAUGAGUUGGUGCAAAGGAGAAGCUGCAUUGUUACUGCUCUGUGUUGUAUAGGAUUGAUGUAUGUAUUGGUAUGAAAUUUUAAUUAUUUGGCUUUUGCUUAUUUUUUUUAUAUAUUUUUUAUUAUAACACUGUGAAUUACAUUUGGCUACAAAAGCAGACGAACUCAUUAUUUUUAGGUUCUGGGAAUUUAGAGGGUUCGGUAGUUGUGUCGAUGAUUCAAUAAAUUUACAUUGAAAAUCGCCAUUUUUUCUUUGACGGAGCUGUGUUUAUGUUGUAAAGAGGUUUUUGAAAAUUUGAUAAUGCAUUCUCGUUAAUUUGAGGAAA
Molecule: messenger RNA, 1676 nt
Organism: Mangifera indica (mango)
Lineage: Eukaryota; Viridiplantae; Streptophyta; Magnoliopsida; Sapindales; Anacardiaceae
Product: fasciclin-like arabinogalactan protein 4
Exons: 1
Coding region: 149-1426 (425 amino acids)
Biological process (GO): abscisic acid-activated signaling pathway; multidimensional cell growth; mucilage biosynthetic process involved in seed coat development
Cellular component (GO): plasma membrane
Source: RefSeq, a predicted model, not a curated record